UUAGCAGUCCUGUUUGUCUCUGGGAAGCGGUUUGAUGGCGUUUGCGCAUGCGCUAAUAUGGACCGUUAACUGUCAGUGUUCCAGCUGAGACAGAGACAGAGAGAGAGAGAGAGAAGAGGGAAAAGAGCCGAACCGAACCGAGUUCAGCCGAACUGGAGACUUUUACCGGUGACAGAUUAGUUUUAACUUCUUGGUGUCAGUGCUGAGGUGUGGAAAAUAAAGAGUAAGAGUUGAAAGCUAGCUAACUUUCUCCGUGUUUGCGUCCAGAACCUGGAUAGUGACAGCCAAGGCGAGGACGUGUAGAGGGUGUUUCUGUGGAGUCAUGGGGAACCAGGGCAUGCAGGAGCUCAUUCCGCUGGUGAACAGACUCCACGAGGCGUUCAGUGUCCUCGGGCGGAGCUGCAGUCUGGAGCUGCCGCAGAUCGCCGUGGUGGGAGGACAGAGUGCAGGCAAGUCCUCUGUCCUCGAGAACUUCGUGGGCAGGGAUUUCUUACCGAGAGGCUCAGGGAUUGUCACCCGAAGACCACUUGUGUUACAGCUAAUCAGCUCCAGCUCAGAGUAUGCUGAGUUCCUGCACUGUAAAGGGAAGAAGUUUACGAACUUUGAUGAGGUUCGACAAGAGAUUGAAGCAGAGACAGACAGAGUUACAGGAGCCAAUAAGGGCAUUUCUUCCAUUCCCAUCAACCUACGUGUUUACUCACCAAACGUGCUCAACCUGACUCUAGUAGACUUGCCGGGCAUCACUAAGGUUCCAGUAGGGGAUCAGCCUCCAGACAUCGAAUACCAGAUCAGAGACAUGAUCAUGCAGUACAUUUGCCGGGAAAACUGCCUCAUCCUGGCUGUCACACCUGCAAACAUGGAUCUGGCCAACUCAGAUGCCCUCAAACUGGCCAAAGAUGUCGACCCACAGGGUCAGAGGACCAUUGGCGUCAUCACUAAACUAGAUUUGAUGGACGAGGGGACGGAUGCCAGAGAUGUGCUGGAGAACAGGGUACUGCCCUUAUGCAGAGGUUACAUUGGAGUGGUGAAUCGCAGUCAGAAGGACAUUGAGGGGAGAAAGGACAUCAGUGCGGCUAUCGCUGCAGAGCGGGUGUUUUUCCUCUCUCAUCCAGCUUACAAGCACAUGGCCGACCAAAUGGGAACACCUUACCUGCAGAGGGUCCUCAACCAACAACUGACCAAUCACAUCCGGGACACACUACCAGUGUUCCGUAACCGGCUGCAGUCUCAUUUAUUCUCACUGGAUAAAGAGGCUGAGGAAUACAGACACAUGAACCCUGAUGACCACACACGCAAGACCAAAGCACUGAUGCAGCUUAUCCAGCACUUUGGGCUGGACUUUGAGAAGAUGAUUGAGGGCUCUGGCGCCCAAGUGGACACCAUUCAGCUCUCAGGAGGAGCCAAAAUCAAUCGCAUCUUUCAUGAACGCUUUCCCUUUGACCUAGUCAAGAUGGAGUUUGAUGAGAAAGAGUUGCGGCGUGAGAUAAGCUAUGCCAUCAAGAAUAUUCAUGGGAUCAGGACAGGCUUGUUCACUCCUGACCUGGCGUUUGAGGCCAUUGUUAAGAAAGAGAUAGUGAAGCUCAAAGGCCCGUGUAUUAAAUGUGUUGAUAUGGUCAUCCAGGAGCUCAUAGCCACAGUGAGGCAAUGCAUCAGCAAGUUAGGGACCUUUCCUAAGCUACAGGAAGAGACAGAGAGAAUAGUGACCACACAUAUUCGGGAGCAAGAGAGUCAAACCAAAGACCAGAUUUUCCUUUCAAUAGACAUUCAGCUUUCCUACAUCAACACCAAUCAUGAAGACUUUAUCGGAUUCGCCAAUGCGCAACAGAGAAAUAAUCAGAUUACUAGAAAGCCUUCCACAUGGAACCAGGGUGCUGCACCUCCACCUCCCAGUCAAAUUGUGAUCCAAAAAGGCUGGCUGACCAUCAACAAUCUUAGUUUGAUGAAGGGAGGGGCCAGAGAGUACUGGUUCCUGCUGACUGCAGAGAGCCUCUCCUGGUUUAAAGAUGACGAGGAGAAGGAGAAGAAGUACAUGCUGCCUCUGGACAACCUGAGAGUGCGCUAUGUGGAGAAGACCUUCAUGUCCAGCAAACAUGUCUUUUCCAUCUUUAACAUAGAGCAGAGGAACGUAUAUAAGGACUACAGGCAUCUGGAGCUCGCCUGUGACACACAGGAGGAGGCAGACAGCUGGAAGGCCUCGUUGCUGCGUGCUGGAGUCUAUCCUGAGAAAACAACAGCGGAUGGUGAGAGCUCAGUGCUGGAUGAGAACUUAUCCAUGGACCCGCAGCUGGAGAGGCAGGUGGAGACCAUCCGCAAUCUGGUGGACUCUUACAUGAGCAUUGUCUACAAGAGCAUCCGAGACCUGAUUCCCAAAACCAUCAUGCACCUGAUGAUCAACAACGUGAAAGAGUUUAUCCACUCAGAGCUGCUGGCUCAGCUCUACUCUACAGGAGACCAUUCGGCUCUGAUGACCGAGUCCCCCGAGCAGGCUGUGCACAGAGAGCACGUGUUGCGGACUCACUCAGCCCUGAAGGAGGCGUUGUCCAUUCUCAGUGAAAUCUCCACCUCUACCCUGUCCACCUUGCUCUCAGCCCCUGUAGAAGGUCCCAGGCUACAGUCCAGCAUCAUUAACCGCGGCUCUCCAUCAGUCCUCUGUGCUCCUAAGAAGACUUCGUCUUGUCCUGGUCCUCCGACUCGCGGUCCUGCUCCUCCUGCCCCUCCUGCUACUCCUGUCCUUCUUCUCCCAUCUCGUUCUGCUCCUUCUGUCCCCAAAGGCCUGAAAAACAAAGACUCCCCUCAGACACUGACACGCCCCAACCGAUCCGCUCCCAGCAUUCCCAGCCUGAAAUGAUAUCCAUCAUCUAUGACAGCUAGCUCACGGGGAUUUGUUCGUGUUUUCUGAGAACCACCUUCAGUCUUCAGCAUACGUACUCCAUCCCUCUGCAGUACACCUGAAUAAACUAAUCAAGGUCUGACGGCAGUGUACGCUGUAACGGUUAGGGCCCCAUGACUAAACCCUGGCAGAACUGCCUCCUGUACGAUAUACAGUAUAUCGUGCAUUCUACAAAGCAUGAGUUACCGACUUUUACUGCCUAUAAAUUCCAGCGCUGGAUGUGUGUGCAUGAACUGUGCUUAAUAGCUUCAGAAGUCAGUCAUAUUUACUGUGUGUGCCAAAUGUUCAAAUAAAAAUUGCAGCACAGCACAGACAAUUGUGUUUCCUUUACAUGUUCUGAGAAAAGCAUAGCAUGCUGUUUCUUGGAUGAACAUUCAGUAUUAUGCUCAAAGGACUCUCUGCAAUGAGAGUGAAAUAUGAGGCUACCUAUCUGCACGUCUAAAAAUUUCUACCGUACCAGUUAAUGUUCCCAUAACUAUAAUACUGGCUCAGAGACACUGUUGGCUCCAUGCACAGAUUUAUAACCAGAAAACUGUUUAUGUUCAUAAAUCAAAAGAAAAAAAAAACAACAAAAGAAAAAGAAAACACUCUCAAACACACACUCACACACACACAGAUAUUUGUCUUACUAUCCUUGUGAGGACCUUCCAUUGACAACUUACUACUCUUACCUCAAUAACAGAAAAGGAAACAUUUUGACUCUUUUAGAUUUUGUUUAAAAGCUGUUUUUCUCAUGGGGAUGAGUCAAAUGUCCCCACAUGGACAAAACUGUCAGAUAUUCCUAUCAUUGUGGGGACAUGUGGUCCCCAUGAAGUUAUAAAAACAUGUACACACACACACACACACACACACACACACACACACACACACACACACACGAAUUAAGAUGCCGGCACAGUGAGGACAGAGGUUACUUGAGCUGGGUGGGGGUCUACUGGAAAAUGUGUUUUUCAUAUUUCUUCUUUUUUUUUUUU
Molecule: messenger RNA, 3864 nt
Organism: Pangasianodon hypophthalmus (striped catfish)
Lineage: Eukaryota; Metazoa; Chordata; Actinopteri; Siluriformes; Pangasiidae
Gene: dnm3a
Product: dynamin 3a
Exons: 22
Coding region: 323-2848 (841 amino acids)
Cellular component (GO): microtubule; cytoplasm; membrane
Molecular function (GO): GTP binding; microtubule binding; GTPase activity
Source: RefSeq, a predicted model, not a curated record